This is a messenger RNA of Homalodisca vitripennis (glassy-winged sharpshooter), 1081 nucleotides long. Its product is annotated as coiled-coil domain-containing protein 25. The transcript has 6 exons. The record is from RefSeq and is a predicted model, not a curated record. Lineage: Eukaryota; Metazoa; Arthropoda; Insecta; Hemiptera; Cicadellidae. The coding region runs from base 242 to 865 and encodes 207 amino acids.
UGACAGUGUUUGGUUUUAGCAUCUGCCGGUGGUUGGUCGGACCAUGUGGUAACAUUGGUAUGGUAAGAAAAGAAACCGGAUUUGAUUUAUCCCUUCUCUGAGUCACACCAGACUUAGUCAGUCUGCUAAAUCUUGUUUGUGUGUGUAUGGCUCAGUGGUGAGGUUAAAAACCAAAUAUAUAAAUAACAGUUAUUUAACACUGUGAUAUGAUUAAGAUUUGAACUGAAAUCAAAACAAUAAAAUGGUCUUCUAUUUUGUGAGUAAUGUCGUUUCCCCACCUGUUACCCUUUUCAUGGGUCUGGAUAAGUAUGAAAAUGAAGAACUAAUAAAAUGGGGGUGGCCUGAAGAUGUCUGGUUCCAUGUAGACAAGCUGUCUUCUGCGCAUGUUUAUCUCAGACUUAAGCCUGGACAGACAAUUGAUGACAUUCCAUCAGCAGUACUGGAAGAUGCUGCACAGCUAGUCAAGGCCAAUAGCAUUACAGGAAAUAAGAUGAAUGACAUCGAUGUUGUGUACACCAUGUGGCAAAACUUGAAAAAAACUGAUGGCAUGGAAGUUGGUCAGGUCAGCUUUCAUAAGGACAAGGAGGUAAGAAAAAUGAGAGUUGCCAAACGUGUAAAUGAAAUAGUGAACAGGCUAAAUAAAACGAAAACUACCAAAGAAGUAGAUCUUAGAGCGGAAAGAGAAACAAGAGAUCAGAGGGAAAGAGAAGACCAAAAGAGAAUACAAAAGGCUCUGAGAGAGAAACAAAAAGAAGAAGAAAAAAGAAAACAAGAAGAAGCUGAACUUAGGAGUUACACUACACUUAUGAAACCGGAGUUGAUGACUUCUAAUAAAGACGGAAAUGAUUCAGAUGAUUUCAUGUGAUAGUGUCAGACCAGUGCCAAAGUCAGUUUCUUAACACUGAUCGAACAGUAAAAUAAAUGUCUUUACUUAUUGAAAUAAAACAAUGUUUUGUGUUCUUCUUUAAGUUCAUUUUGGUAUAUUUACUUUCAAUGUGUUAUAUAAAUACUAAUGUAAAAUUGUGUUUUCUGAACUUUGUACUUUUAAUUUAAAUAAAGCAACUAUUAUUUUAUUAUUAUA